This is a messenger RNA of Triticum aestivum (bread wheat), 3042 nucleotides long. Its product is annotated as protease 2. Lineage: Eukaryota; Viridiplantae; Streptophyta; Magnoliopsida; Poales; Poaceae. Gene Ontology annotation, molecular function: serine-type endopeptidase activity. The record is from RefSeq and is a predicted model, not a curated record. Gene Ontology annotation, cellular component: chloroplast. The coding region runs from base 34 to 3042 and encodes 1002 amino acids. The transcript is spliced from 16 exons. Gene Ontology annotation, biological process: proteolysis.
GCUUCCCACUGCAAAACCGUCUGAACCGGCGUGAUGCUCCACCGGCGGCACCCUCUCCCCGCCCUGCUCCGCCUCUUCUCCACCACCUGCCGCCGCCGCUCCCGCCUUCCCUCGCAGCCGCAUCCCCCGAACACCGACACCCUCCCGCCGCGGCCUGUGGCGAAGAAAGUCCCCUUCACCGUGUCGGCGCACGGGAGGUCGUGGAGCGACCCCUACCACUGGAUGCGCGACACCUCCGACCCCGACUUCGCCGCCCUCCUCGCCGCCGAGAACGCCUACGCAGACGCCUUCGUUGGUGCUGCCGGAGGCGGCGGCCUCCGCGCGCGCCUCGCUGCCGAGAUGCGCGCCCGGCUGGCCCCUUCCGCCGUUUCCCCGCCUCAGCCCUGGGGCCCUUGGUCAUAUUACCAGUAUGUGCCAAACGGAAUGGAGUACCCAGUUUUGUCCAGAAAGCUGAGGUCCUCUGGUGGUUUAGCAGGACGUUUCCUUAGUUAUCUUUCUGACUGGGAGAAGGAAGAAGUGUUGCUUGACUGGAAUGAGAUUGCAGAGAAAUUUGGUUAUGUUCACAUUGGGAGUUGUCGAAUAUCUCCCAAUCAUAGGUUUCUUGCAUAUACUCUCGAUACAUCUGGGGGUGAACUGUUUUCGCUGGAAGUGAAAGAUCUUCAGUCUAAGCAUGUCAUUUUUAGUCCGCCAGACAAGGGAAUUGUCAGUUUAGCAUGGGCUCACGACAGUGAAAAUUUACUUUAUACUGUCUGUGAUGAGACUCUACGUCCCAAUCAGGUUUUCUGUAAAAAGAUGCAGUCAGAUGAGGCCGGCCUUUUAGUUUUCAUGGAGGAUGAUGUUUAUGUGAUGGAAUCUGGUAAUGUAAGAGAAGGCUUAUGGCCUGUACAAAAACGCACCAACAAAGUACAGUACUUUUUGGAGCAUCAUAAUGGGUUUUUCUAUAUUCUUACUAAUGCACCCUUGAAAGAUACUGAAACUGCAGUUGAAGGCUACUACCUGGCCAGGUGUAGAGCUGAAAAAUCACUGAUGGAUAAAUGGCAGGUUGUGGCACUCCCUGGGCCGGACUGCACGUUUCAGGAUAUGGAUAUUUUUCACGAACAUUUAGUUCUCUUUCUUCAAAAAGAUGGGCUUCCUCUGUUUUGCUCCAUCGAUUUGCCAGUCCAGAUCGACUUUCAGGAGCCAAAGGAAUUGGGUGAUUUCGCUCCAUGGUUUUUCCCAAUACCUUCAAAUUUAUGCAGCAUUCUUCCUGGGCCCAACAAUGAUUUCAUGUCAUCUACUUUUCGUCUGGUGGUGUCAUCACCAGUGAUUCCUGACUUAACUGUGGAUUAUGACAUGAGAAAGAAGACAUUUACUAUCGUUGAUCAAGAGGAAGUGACUGGCCUUUGUUCAAGUAUAUACACAGUAGGACAAUCCAAUGUUUCAAGCAUCCAACAAAAUCUGCAGCUUAUUGAAGAUUCACAAAGUUGGAGUGAUCUUUCCAAGUUAUUAUCUUGUGAGAGGGUCCAAGUUGUUUCGCAUGAUGGUGUCUCGAUACCUUUAGUGAUCCUGUAUUCACGGGAAGCUCAUAUUCAUGGAGAAUCGCCUGGGAUCUUAUAUGGAUAUGGAGCUUAUGGAGAAGAUCUGGAUAAAAGCUGGUGUUCUGACAGGCUUAGUCUGCUUGCUCGAGGUUGGGUUCUUGCAUUUGCUGAUGUUAGGGGUGGAGGGGAUCCGUCAUGGCAUAUAGCAGGCACCAAAAUCAACAAGAUAAAUUCAAUUCAAGAUUUUGCGGCAUGUGGUAUGCAUCUUAUCAAGGAAGGUUUUGUGCAUGAAAGUCGUCUUUGUGCUAUGGGCUCCAGUGCUGGUGGUUUGCUGGUUGGGGCGGUCGUUAAUAUGCUGCCAAAUUUAUUCUCUGCUGCAGUUCUCAAGGUCCCCUUUCUUGAUAUCUGCAAUACAAUGUUGGAUCCUACGUUACCUCUCACCAUCUUGGACUACGAAGAAUUUGGUGACCCUAAUAUCCCAGUUGAAUUUGACGCAAUCCGGAGUUAUUCUCCUUAUGACAACUUAUCUCCGGGCAAAUGUUACCCCUCAAUUCUGGUGACUGCCUCUUUUAAUGAUACAAGGGUAGGAGUCUGGGAAGCUGCCAAGUGGGUUUCGAAAGUGAGAGAUGUCACGUGCCCAUCCUGUUCCAAGUCUGUUGUGCUCAAAACUAAUAUGCAGAGUGGCCAUUUUGGUGAGGGUGGACGCUUCAUGCGGUGCGAGGAGACAGCCUUCGAGUACGCAUUUCUAAUGAAGGCAUUGGGGAUGGAUGAUAUGUCUGCGAAAUGCAGUAGUAGUUGCUGCUCGAGUGCAGCGCAUUAUUGGGAUUCAUUGUUGGAAGAGAUUCAAGUGGGGAGAUGGGAGAUAGAGAACACCAGAGGUAACAAGAACCAAGUUUAUGGACCACCUAGCAACGUUAUGGAGAGACUUGUUAAUGUUCAUUAUAUGAACAAGGAGGCAUUCUUGACUAACAAUGCCGACACGAGCGAGGAACCAAUGGUUUUUGAUACAAGCCCUAGCUAUGAGAAGGUUGUUACAAAGAUGUAUACAAGGAAAAAGUUACCCAAUCAGAAGACAAGUCACUUGAACUGUUUGCCACCAAGUGUGCCUCUUUUUGUGGUUAAUGCCCCCAAUGCUUAUCGCCAACCACGUCCCCAACGACCAACUAAUGAAGUAAAUGAGGUUGAGUUGUAUGCCCCCGAUGCUUCUAGCCAAGUAAAUGAAGUUGAGGUGAUUGCUACUGACAAAGUAAUUCAGGAGGAUGGUGAUGCUCAUGAUGACGAUGAUGAGCUAGAGGAAGGGUUUCAUGGUAAUGAUGUUGGUGACUUGGAUGCCUACGUAGUGCAAAAGAACAUGGAUCGUGAGUUACCUUUUAUUCGUCUAUAUGGGUAUUACUCAUAUGAUGAAGGUCCGGAGGAAGAAUUGGACGAGGAUGGAUUCACUAAGGCUGAAAACCAGAUUUACUUUGAGUUGAUGGGCUUAGAAAAAAAGACCUCACUUGUUUCAAGAUCUCAGCCUUGCCCAUAA